AUGAGUGACUCGCGUCAGGCGGACCAUGAGGGCGAUGCAUCCGCUCCCACCGUCGCGACGGAGCCGGAUUCUAGCAACAGUUACUCCUUUCUGAUACAUUCCAACAAGACAUUGACCCAGGAUCUUCCACCCAAAGUCGAUAGCAAAGUUUACAUUCGCCAGCGUCGUCGGCGAACCAGCCCCGAGGACCAUGCCGUUUUAGAAGCAGAAUACAGACUGAACCCAAAGCCUGACAAGGCCACCAGAGCAAGUAUCGUCAGCAGAGUCUCUUUGGGUGAUAAGGAAGUUCAGAUAUGGUUUCAAAACAGAAGGCAGAACGACAGGCGAAAGUCCAAACCAAUACAUCCCAAUGAACUAUCUCCCAAUACACAAGAACUCGAAGGCUCUCAGAAAACUGUAGAUGCUAGCCCCCCGAACACACAGAAUGAAAACCCAAGUUCCAGUGCCCCUCAUGAUUCCUACGAUAAUAUUCUCGGCACACCAUCUCAGUCUCUCUCCAACUGCCAGUGUGAACAAAAUAUCGCCUCCUCGCAACUCGAAAGCUCACAGACUUCUACUACAUCUACCAAAUCUCAAACAGACCGGUGCAGCUUUUGCUCUCCCCUUAUCGAAUCAAGAUUACGUGGCCAGCUUUCCUCCGGUAAGAGGAAGCGUGCAGAUUCAGGCGUGAGCGGACUAGGGGUUGGCGGAUUUGAGAAUGGACGAAGGUCACUUGGCUCCACCGAUUCGCCCUCUCUGCGUCUUUCUCUUUCCUUUGACGGCGAAGCAGUGGUUCGUGGAGAAGAUGAAAAGACUCCUUCUCCUCCCAAGAUUCGCGAUUCUUUGAGAAUUGCUUUCUCUGCAGAUGGCGAAGCAGUUGUUCGAACUGCAGGAGAGCCGUCGCCGUCUCCUUCACGGAACCGUACAUCGACUCCACUCUCUCUCCAAUCCCGACUUAAAGGCCUUCGACGGACAAGCAGUGCUAUCUCCUUUGGAUCUAAAUCGCCGGAUGCUGCUAACAUAUUCGGACGGUCUCGGGAUUCACGUAGAUGGGAAUUAUACUGCGACACGGACGCGCGUAGCGCUCUCUCCUCGCCUAAAAUGACACCCGAUGGAACAAGAAGUGCCGGAUCCUCUCGCAGGAGAGCCUCAAACGCAAACACACGCAUAUUAUCGCCAUGUGCUAAUCUUCCGAACACUUUGCUACCCAAUGGUCCACCCCAGAAGCGAAAAAAGCUAUCCCGCGCUGUGUCCUCUCUUGGCCGACUAGAGACUGAGCCAUCAUUAGAAACGGCUAGCAUCACUAAACUUAAUACCACUCAGGGCAACAGAAACCAGAAAACGAAAUCUAAGCCAGAUCUCCACAAUGGUGACUCUGACAAAGAGAACUGGCUUCCAGGCACACAAACCAUAGGUCCCCGACGUCGACGGCCACAACAGACCACCCAAUCGCAAAAUCGCGUCCUUCAGACAUCGGGGGAUGCCCGGCGUGAAGGUAAUCGGAUUAUUGGACGGGGAACAACAGCUCCUCAAAAGGCCAACGACAAAAACAAGGACGAUGGACUUAGUGGUCAGCCAUCCGUUCCUAGCUCAGGUUCAAACCAGGAAGAGGAUCUUGACUGCAUUCAAGGUUUGCUCUCCCUGAGCCAGGGUGCUUGGAAAUGA
Messenger RNA from Nannizzia gypsea CBS 118893, 1644 nucleotides. RefSeq lists its product as hypothetical. Gene Ontology annotation, molecular function: DNA-binding transcription factor activity, RNA polymerase II-specific; RNA polymerase II cis-regulatory region sequence-specific DNA binding. NCBI's taxonomy places the organism in Eukaryota, Fungi, Ascomycota, Eurotiomycetes, Onygenales, Arthrodermataceae. The transcript is spliced from 3 exons. Gene Ontology annotation, biological process: cell differentiation; regulation of transcription by RNA polymerase II. The record is from RefSeq and is a predicted model, not a curated record. Bases 1 to 1644 code for a protein of 547 amino acids.